AUGAGCUACCAGACACACCGCGCGCGCAACAGGUACCGCACCGCAUCAUUGAACGUUCUGUACAAAGUUGCAGAGGGCGGGAACCUGCUCGACCUCUCCUUGGAGGAAUUCAGUCUCAACAACGAUCGCCUGGUCAAUAUCCUAAAGCAUUGUCGACUGCGCUCACUCGAACUCAGACGUUGGAGCGGUUCGGAGUCCUUUUCGUUACGCGACCUUUCCCCGUCGAUCUCUUCCUUAAACGUGGAGUUUCGCUCAUCUAGGACUGGUAACAACGCCCAGAACACACGACCGGUGUUUCCCUAUUUGAAGACCUUUGGUUUGCCGCCGGAGUGCCGUCCGUUGGCCAAUGUGGAAACCCUCAUUAUCCGAGAGCCGCUCAGCGAGUCCAUCAAAACUUUACCGCCAGGAUUCUGGUAUGGAGUAGCGUCGAUCCCGGACGAGGGUCCGCAAGACUAUGGUGGAAUUUUCAAGGAAGCUUAUAACUUGCAACGCCUCAUCUUAGUUAACGCAUCUUCGUCGGUAGACUACCAGAAUACCAAGGACAAGAAGUCUUUCUACCUCCUUGUCCUCGGAUCACCCACUUGGAGGCACAAUCCCACUGGAAACCCACCCGACCCAUACCCUUUUAACCUCCCGACCCUCUGCUCCAUAAUCCGAGCGCUUUCGAAUCUUCAACAGCUCACCUUGCUACCGAAGAGGGUGUUCUACGACCUGGAGAGUUUCUUCUACCCAGUGAACCCUGUCCUGACAAACGCCGAAGUCGCCCAGGCUUUCCAGAGCUUUGCAAAUUGGGAAGAGUUUGAUCAGCUGCUUUGUCCACAGAGAUACCCCAAGAUCAAAAAGGUGGUCGUAGACGUUCGGACGUUUGGAACGAAGGGGUGGAUUGCGAGGCCGUUUGAGGCGUAUCUUAAACGGAAGAUGCCUUCAUUGGUGUCGAGGUCUAUUUGUAUCGAGGUGGUGUAUUGA
Molecule: messenger RNA, 966 nt
Organism: Coprinopsis cinerea okayama7#130
Lineage: Eukaryota; Fungi; Basidiomycota; Agaricomycetes; Agaricales; Psathyrellaceae
Exons: 4
Coding region: 1-966 (321 amino acids)
Source: RefSeq, a predicted model, not a curated record